UUGGAGGGUGUGUCCUGUAGGAGGCGGUGAGAGCCGGGAGCAGGGUAUGUCUGCCGGGUGCAGUCAGUGCUAUAAGUGCUGUUGUGUCUGGCUGGCUGUACCAGGUCGUGCGCCUCCUCACUGAUCCACUGCUAGAGAGAUGUGCCCCUAGAUGAGGAAGGUAACAUGGAGGAGGAGACUCAUUUACAGCCAUCACCCAUAAAAGAUGACGAGAUGCACAACUUCCAUGUAGCAGAAGAUGUUUGGGCUCCCAGACAAUGGAGGGAUACGGAAUACAAAAAUAGACUGAAUAUGGAUUUCCAGCUGACCGGUUCCAGCCCGGAUCCUGGCAACUUUGAGAGAGCAGUGUAUUACGAUAUGAUUGACUGGGACUCUGCCAGCACCUCCCGCCGGAAAAUGGAUCUAUUCCCAAAGUGGCAUCUGCCAGUAAAAGUGGCAUUUUCCCUAUCAAUGGUCAUUUUCUUAUAUACUUUUAGCCGAGAAGUUUUGCACCCAUUUCUGAUGCAUAAGAAAAAUGAAUUCUACAGAAUCCCAAUUCUGGUGGUGAACAAAGUGUUGCCAGGAGUUGCCAUCACCCUGUUGACUAUGGCGUAUUUGCCUGGAAUAUUAGCCACCAUAAUCCAACUUUAUCGCAGCACAAAGUACAGCAGAUUUCCCCAGUGGCUGGACACAUGGAUGCUGAGACGGAAGCAGUUUGGCCUCCUCAGUUUCUUCUUGGGAGUGAUGCAUGCGAUGUACAGCUUGUCCUACCCCAUGAGGCGAUCUUACAGAUACAAGCUCCUGAACUGGGCGUAUGAGCAGGUGAAACAGCAAAAAGAAAAUAGCUGGAUUGAGCAUGACGUAUGGCGCAUGGAGAUUUACGUGUGUCUGGGAAUUAUAGCACUUGCCAUUUUAGCCAUACUGGCGGUCGCAUCAGUCCCGUCUGUUGGGAACGCUCUGUCCUGGCGAGAGUAUCACUUCAUCCAGAGCAAGAUGGGCUAUGUAGCUCUGUUCCUGAGCACAGUACACACACUCGUAUUUGCCUGGAAUAAAUGGGUGGAUAUCAACCAGUUUAUAUGGUACACACCACCCACAUUUAUGUUGGUAUCGUUCCUUCCCGUCAUCGUCCUACUCUGCAAAGUGACUCUACUGCUGCCGUGCUUCAGCAAGAGAAUCCAGAGGAUUCGGUGCGGCUGGGAGUCAGACAGAAAAAUGGCCGGCAAAUGCAUGCUCACACACUUGUAAUAUUUAUUUCAAAUAUAACAUUCAGAAUCUA
Molecule: messenger RNA, 1255 nt
Organism: Pseudophryne corroboree (corroboree frog)
Lineage: Eukaryota; Metazoa; Chordata; Amphibia; Anura; Myobatrachidae
Gene: STEAP1
Product: STEAP family member 1
Exons: 6
Coding region: 166-1224 (352 amino acids)
Cellular component (GO): plasma membrane; endosome
Source: RefSeq, a predicted model, not a curated record